GGACGCUUGUUGGUGAAGGCACCUUCCGUUUCCGGCCAGAGGAGGCCGCGCGUCUUUCCUGCGUGAGGCGGCGGGAAAGAAAGAAAAGAAGAAGGAAGGAAGGAAGGAAAGAAGGCAGGCGGAGAGGGAUCCCGAAGGAACAGAGAGGAAGGAGAGACUCCACCACCAUCAUGACGGUGGGAAAGAGCAGCAAGAUGCUGCAGCACAUCGACUACCGCAUGCGGUGCAUCCUGCAGGACGGGCGCGUCUUCAUUGGAACCUUCAAGGCCUUCGACAAGCACAUGAACCUCAUCCUCUGCGACUGCGAUGAGUUUCGAAAGAUCAAGCCCAAGAACUCCAAACAGCCGGAGCGGGAGGAGAAGCGCGUCCUGGGCCUGGUGCUGCUGCGAGGGGAGAACCUGGUCUCCAUGACGGUGGAGGGACCGCCCCCCAAAGAUACGGGCAUCGCCCGUGUGCCUCUGGCCGGGGCCGCAGGAGGGCCCGGCGUGGGCAGAGCAGCAGGGAGGGGUGUUCCCGCAGGAGCCCCCAUGCCCCAGGCCCCUGCAGGGCUGGCCGGCCCCGUACGCGGCGUCGGAGGGCCCUCCCAGCAGGUGAUGACUCCGCAGAGCCGAGGGACCGUGGCCGCAGCGGCCGCAGCAGCCACAGCCAGUAUCGCAGGGGCCCCCACUCAGUACGGCCCCGGCCGGGGGGGCCCCCCUCCUCCCAUGGGCAGGGGCACCCCACCUCCAGGGAUGAUGGGCCCCCCUCCUGGCAUGAGGCCCCCCAUGGGCCCUCCAAUGGGCAUGCCUCCAGGCCGAGGCUCACCGAUGGGAAUGCCGCCCCCCGGGAUGAGGCCGCCACCGCCAGGCAUGAGAGGCCCCCCUCCUCCCGGCAUGCGCCCCCCCAGACCCUGAGGCGGACGACAAAGGAGCCGAAGUUGAGCCAUGUUGCGGUUGUGCGUCUUCAUUUGUGGGUGGGUCGGGAGGUGGGUUGUUUGUUUGUGUGGUUUCUGUUUUUCACUGUCACGGUGCCGUUCUUAAAUAAAAGCUAGGACGUUUCCUCCUC
Molecule: messenger RNA, 1044 nt
Organism: Anolis sagrei ordinatus
Lineage: Eukaryota; Metazoa; Chordata; Lepidosauria; Squamata; Anolidae
Gene: SNRPB
Product: small nuclear ribonucleoprotein polypeptides B and B1
Biological process (GO): mRNA splicing, via spliceosome
Cellular component (GO): U5 snRNP; U1 snRNP; cytoplasm
Molecular function (GO): RNA binding
Source: RefSeq, a predicted model, not a curated record